Molecule: messenger RNA, 1171 nt
Organism: Impatiens glandulifera
Lineage: Eukaryota; Viridiplantae; Streptophyta; Magnoliopsida; Ericales; Balsaminaceae
Product: dehydrogenase/reductase SDR family member 12
Exons: 9
Coding region: 13-1077 (354 amino acids)
Source: RefSeq, a predicted model, not a curated record
UCUUCAUGAUCAAUGAAGGUUUUAGAAUCAUCGUCUUCUUCUUCUUCUUCAGUCUACAUUAGACUUCGCAUAUCAUCCAUUGGAUCGCUCCUAAUGUUUCUUCUCAAGACAUGGAGAUCGUCUUCUUUCGCCUUGUAUGGAUACUUGAACUUCACCAAACAAGGUUUCAUGGAACAUGCCAAACAGUUCAAUCAAGAAGAAAUGCAAACAAGAAUAGAAGGUCAAAAUUGUGUAGUUACUGGAGCUAAUUCCGGCAUUGGAUAUUCAACUGCAGAGGGUCUUGCUUCAAGAGGAGCGACUGUGUAUCUGGUAUGUCGUAAUAAGGAAAGAGGAGAAGAUGCUGUUUCUCGAAUUCAAUCAUCUACUGGAAAUCAAAAUGUUCAUUUGGAGGUAUGUGAUCUUUCGUCUAUCCAUGAGAUUAAGUCGUUUGCAUCCAGGUUUUCAUCAAAGGAUCUUCCAGUUCAUAUCCUUGUUAAUAACGCUGGAUUGAUGGAACAUGAACGUGUUACAACUACAGAAGGGUAUGAGUUGAACUUUGCUGUAAAUGUCUUGGGCACUUAUACCAUGACAGAAUCAAUGCUCCCUUUACUGGAGAAAGCUGCACCUAAUGCACGCGUUAUUACAGUUUCUUCGGGUGGGAUGUACACAGCUCCUUUAACAGAUGAUUUACAGUUUGAAAAUGGGAAGUUUGACGGAGUAGAGCAGUAUGCUCGAAACAAACGCGUCCAGGUAGCAUUAACAGAAAAAUGGGCAGAAACUUACAAGGAAAAAGGAAUAGGGUUCUACUCAAUGCACCCUGGUUGGGCUGAGACUCCUGGGGUUACCAAAAGUUUACCUGAAUUCUCUAAAUCGUUGUUGGGAAAGCUUAGAACAAGCGAGGAAGGAGCUGAUACUGUGAUGUGGUUGAGUUUGCAGGCGAAAGAGAAAUUAAAAUCAGGUGCAUUUUACUUUGACAGAAGUGAAGCUACUAAGCAUCUCCUGUUUUCAAUGACUAUGAAUUCUCACAAAGCCAUAGAUAGGAUUGUGGAGAAACUCGACAGUUACACCGUGUCAUCAUCGGUUAAUCAUGAUAGUUAGAUCGAAAUAUUUCGAUGCAAGUUUAUGAACUGUUCUUAUUUAUUAUGUAAUGUAUGUUCUAUGAUUCAUAGGAGGAGAAAAAGAGUUACCCAUA